AUGAUGCUUGCGACCGGGACGACGGUGCAGCUCAAGACCGCGGCGAUGCUGGUCAAGGAGCGGCGGAUCGAGUUUCGCCGGGCGCGCAAGGCCGCCAACGCCGGCGCCGCGGUCGUCGUGGCCGGCGACAAGGCGGCCAAGGGUGCGAAAGCCAAGAGCAGCUCGCUCAUUGACGUGCAUGAGAUCCACCGCCUCGUCAAGUGGAAGGUCCCGCGCAAGAUCGGGCCCGGUCUCUCGAACCUCGGCAACACGUGCUACCUCAACUCGGUGCUGCAGUGUCUCCUCUACUCGCCGGCGCUCGUCCAGUAUUUGCUGCCACGCGCGACGGCGAAAGCGAUGCCGCAGCUCAAGUCGGGCUUUGCGGCCGAAAAGGUCAUGGCCCGCCUCAUUGCGCAGAUGCACGCGUCGAAUGCACCGCGCGUCGUCCAGCCGCGCGAGCUCGUCGUGAACCUCAAGCAGAUUGCAAAGUUCUUCCGCAUUGGCCGGCAAGAAGACUCGCACGAGUUCUUCCGACACCUCCUCGAUGCGAUGCACAAGCAGGCGCUCAAGGCCGCGGGUCUCAAGGACGACAACUCGCCCAUGUCUCUCUCGACGCUUGUGCGCUCUGUCUUUGGCGGCUCGUUGCGCUCGUACGUGCAAUGCGCCAAAUGCAAGUACGUCUCGGAGCGCCUCGAGCCGUUCCUCGACCUCUCGCUCGAGAUUUCGUCCGGCAUCUCGACGAUUGCAAAUGCGCUGCGGCACUUUACAGCGGUUGAAACGCUGGAUACAGAGAACGCGUGGAAGUGUUCGGGCUGCAGCCAGCGCAGCCGCGCCAGCAAGGGCCUCUCAAUCCACAGCGUUCCGAACGCCCUCGUGCUCCAUCUCAAGCGCUUUGACGUCUUUCGCGGUAAACUCAAAAAACACAUUGCGUUCGACGACGUCCUCGACCUCAACCUCGGCGGGUCGGUCCUGAGCGCCAAGUGCGCCGAGAAGAAGCUCGCGCGCUACAAGCUCACGGGCGUCCUCGUGCACUCGGGCAUGUCGCCCGACUGCGGCCACUACUACGCGUUUGUCAAGAGCCCUGCCGGCCAGUGGUUUGAAAUGAACGACGAGAGCGUCCGCAUGGUGCAGCUCCAGACCGUGCUCUCCCAGCGCGCCUACAUGCUCUUCUAUACGCGGGACGUGGUGCCCAAGGCGCCGGCGCCCGAGCCGCCGCCGCUCCCGACCAAGGCUGUUGCUGAAAAGGACGACGACGUGACGUCCGAAGAGAGCGUCAGCGAGGACGAUGACGAGCGUACCGUGGUCGAGAACGAGCCCGAGCUGGUGAAGGGCGUCUCGCUCAAGACCGUCGCAACGCCGAUGGCCUUUGCACCUACCUUUACGGGCCGCAUCGGACACGUGUCGCGUUUCGGUGCCCCGUGGAAGCGGUUCGUGGUGCCCCGGCGCACGCCCAAGGCGCCGGCCAAUGUCGACGCGGCGGUCGUCGUUGCGCGCAAGCCGGUGGUCGAGCCGAUCGCAAUCAACCCCAAGAGCCUCAACAAGAACAGUCUCUUUGGCGCCGACGUGCCCCAGUGGAACGACGACGCCGUCAAGGACGCGACACCGCUCGACGCGCAGAGCAUCGCGCUGCAGACAGAGCACAACAAGAAGGUCCGGCUGCUCAACCAAGAAGUCUUCAAGCACAAGAAGAAGGUCGGUCUCGACCUCUGGGACCAAACGCUCGACCUCGGCAAGAUCAAGAAGGUCAAGAAGCGCAAGGAGUUUGCGGCCAACGAGGGCGCGACCAACCAAUUUCAGCGGGCGCUCGAGGCGAAGAAGAAGGCCAAGCGUGUAUGA
This is a messenger RNA of Saprolegnia parasitica CBS 223.65, 1815 nucleotides long. RefSeq lists its product as hypothetical. Gene Ontology annotation, molecular function: cysteine-type endopeptidase activity; cysteine-type deubiquitinase activity. Gene Ontology annotation, cellular component: nucleus; cytosol. The transcript has 2 exons. Lineage: Eukaryota; Oomycota; Saprolegniomycetes; Saprolegniales; Saprolegniaceae. Gene Ontology annotation, biological process: protein deubiquitination. The coding region runs from base 1 to 1815 and encodes 604 amino acids. The record is from RefSeq and is a predicted model, not a curated record.